Plodia interpunctella (Indianmeal moth) is the source of this 2565-nucleotide messenger RNA. RefSeq lists its product as uncharacterized. Bases 385 to 828 code for a protein of 147 amino acids. Lineage: Eukaryota; Metazoa; Arthropoda; Insecta; Lepidoptera; Pyralidae. The record is from RefSeq and is a predicted model, not a curated record. The transcript has 4 exons. Gene Ontology annotation, biological process: cell redox homeostasis. Gene Ontology annotation, cellular component: mitochondrion.
AUGGCACAAACUAACAUUAUGCGAAUAUUCCAUUAUUUUAACUGCUAAUAUGUCUAAUUUUGGUGUAGGCAUUUAUUUUUUGACUAUACUUUGGUUUGUAACGUUAAUGCUGUGCUGGGUUUCUGUGAGAACUGGUCAUUACGUGGGUAAAAUAUCGGUUGGUGUGUCUUUGGUUUUAACGGUGGUACUGAUAUCACUGCCAAAAGGGGACGUGCACGAUUACAGUGCCAACUUUUAUGACCGUUUGUUUGUUUUGCGAUACGCGAUUCUCUCGUUACUGCUUGUUAGCUGUGUAAUUGGUCUAGCGUUUUGUUUUGUGUAUAUUUGUCUUGCGCCGAUUGAAACUAGAAAGCAAAGAACUUUCGGUACUCUUUAUUGACUGUCAUGAUCAUCAUGUCUAAUGCAAUAUGCCGUGGACUGGGAUCUCCUGUCAGGAGUUUAGCAAAAUUAAGAAGAGCCACUUCCAUCUCCACAUCAAUAGUCCACAAUGAAACCAUAUUAGUUAAAAAUAAUAAUGAAUUUGUAAAUAAGGUAAUGAAUAAUGACAAACCCGUGAUAGUAAAUUUCCAUGCGGAUUGGUGUGAACCAUGCAAGAUCCUCACUCCGAAGCUGAAGGAGCUCAUUGAGCCGCUCGGGAACCUGGACCUGGCUAUUGUGGACGUGGAGGAUAAUGCGGACUUAGUACAUACUUUUGAGGUAAAAGCGGUUCCCGCCGUGAUAGCAAUCCGCAACGGGCUGAUAGUAGACAAAUUCAUUGGCUUGGUCGACGCGGACAUGAUCACCGGCCUCAUAGACCGGAUGUCCGGCAAAACAAAGGAGAAGUCGUAAGCUGCCCGUGACAAUGCACCUCUGUUGAUAUUAUCUCGAAUACAAUCGAUUGUUUUAUCAUACUCGUGACGAUUGGUCUUCAACUACACUUACUUCAACUAAAGAUGUUGAGACAUCUUUGGGUUGUCGCACAUUAAUAUCAGAUAGAGUUGUUCUCUCUCCAAAAAUAAAAUACUAGGCAACAAAUGAAUAUAAUAAUAGUUAUUUUGUAGCUAGUGGGAUAAUAAAUAUUGUGUACCUGUGCACCAAUCUAAUUAAUAUAACACUUAGAAUUUAGUGUCAUUUCUAAAACGUUCAUUUAUUUUUUUAGAAAAAACGCAAAUUACCUGUAUUGUCAUAAAUAUUGUUAUUCCUUUGGAAUGGCUACAGUAUUAAAACGUAAAUAAGUAUGAAAGCUACUUUUUACUGUGCAAAUUGUGAGAGACCAAUAAAUUUGUAGCUAUUUAAAAAUGUUACAUGAAUGUUAUGUUAUAGUAGGAAACUGUCGUCUUACGACUCACUAUUAUUGAUUGUUCUAGAGAUCUGUCGACAAAGUAGGUAGAAGUCACUAAAUUAGUUGAAAUAGUAAAUAAUUCGAUAUUUUUAUCAUUUUCUUAAGAUUAAAUCAACUCUGCAUACUUUAAUAGCAAUUAGAUUAUAAUUUUUGGAUACAAAUUAUAUAAUACGUAUACAUAUAUUUUUAGUGUCUCAGUAAUGGAAAAUUAUAUUCGACCUAGUCUUCUCAAGACUGUUUUCAAAUUGUGAUAAAAACAGGUUCGUGUUCUACUAAAAAUUAAAACACAAACAGUUCAUAUUUUUUAAAAAAGCCCAGCAGAAUGCCCUAUUUUUAUGAAACAAGUAUUUUAUUUUACUUUAUUGUUUUUUUUUUAAAAACUGGUAUUAUUUUAUUUGCUUUCAAUUUGGCUUCCUAUAUAUUUCUUUGGCGUGUGUUAAUGCAUAAAAGUGGAAGCGACUGCUGGGUUGGUGGUGACACUUUGAAAGACAAGAACAUUUAAGGGUCUUGUUGAAACUUGCCAUAUUUACCUAAGAACAUAAGUAUGAGUAGGCGACUAAUGUCAAAAGCGAUGAUGACUAGGUAUUUAGUAAGUAUUAACUAUUUGUAAUUUUAUCAAUUCUAUAACCUUUCACAUACUGCUGUACGUUUAGAUAAACUUUCUUUGCAUGUCUAUCAAGUUGGUUCUGACAAUAGUAUUGAUCUAUCGAUACAUAUCUUGGCUUACUGCUGCCUUAUAUCUUCUAAACAUCUAUAGAAAACUAAUGUAGCGAGCUGACUAUGUAUAGAAUUUCUGAUACAUAAUAAACAGUUGUUGAAAUAAAAUUUAUUUUGCUCAAAGGCAUACUUGCUAGUGUUUACUACGCUCUGAUUUAGUAUAUGUAGCAUAUAUUUUUAUUGAUUUAUGAUAAUUAUUUACAAAUCUUAUUUGCUCAUACACAUUUCAGUUUCUCACCGAGUAGUAACUAGUGAUAAUAAAUGAAUAAAAAUACUUUAAUAUUAAGUAUACGAGAAACACAAAGUUCCUUAUUUAUAGUUGAUUUAUUGAUAUCUAUGUGCUUUAAAUGUAAUCAUCUAUUAAAACAAGCUAUAUUUAUGCAAAAAUAUAAUCUGAAAUACGUACCUACCUUAGCUGUACUGUACUUUGAUUAGCAAUGCUAUUAUUGGAAUGUGAUGUUCCACCGGCUAAAAUGUACCUUAUGGUGGAGUCUGAAUUACGCAUAUUGAUCAAAACUAUUCGGAUU